AUACGUCCAAUUCAAAUACAGUUUUUUUUUUUUAAAUAUCAACAUUAGAUAGUGGAACCUAAUAAACUUGCACUCGAUUACUUUAACGAAAAAAAAAUAUAAGAUAUCUUUUAAAAUAAAAUAAAAAAAGAAACAUCGUGUGGAACCAUUAACAAUCAACAUAUAUUUAGUGGCACGCACGUCUUCUAAAAUUGUCCUCGCGUAUUCAUAUAUACAUAUGCUCAAACAUUCAAGAACCAAACGCUAGGCGUUGCAGAAUUAUUAUUCCAUUUUAGAGACAAAAACAUGGCAAGAUCGCUCAAGAAACCAGCCAAGUUUAGCCUACGACGAGUCCGGAUCAACUCACCGUCCAUUAGGUUCAAACCUGACUCCAGUUCCAUAGAGAGAGACCAAAGAAUCGAGUUUCUUGGUCAAAAUGCCGAUGAUGCUGGAUCCACAGGAGAAGAAAGCAAAGUCCAAAACAGAGAGAGCGAAGAGACAGAAGACAAACAAGAAGAAGAAAUCGUCAAAGUAGUGAUAAAAGAAGAGAAAAAAGAGCAAAAAGAACAAGAUGACGUCAAGAGCUUUCAAGAUGGAGGCGCAGAAGGGAAGAAAGAGGCGGGAGUAGCGGUUGAGACGGCUAAGGAGGAGGAGACUGAAGGGGGAAACAGAGUAAUGGUGGUGGUGGAUAAAGCGCUUGCUUCUACAGGAGCUUUAGAAUGGGCUAUAACACACACCUUACAACCACAAGACACUCUUUUUCUGCUAUAUUUUGCACAACCAUUUAGAAAAGGGGAAAGGAAGAACCGAAAACGGGAGGUGAAAACUGAUGAACUAGUCCAUACUCUGAAGAAACUAUCCCAAACAAAACGACCAGGGAUAGAAGUGGAGAUAAGGAGGCUAGAAGGGAAAGACAAAGAGAAAGGAGCAAAGAUAGUCGAAGAAGCAAAGAAACAGCAAGUGACUCUUUUAGUAGUUGGACAAGAGAAGAAACCUCCUGUAUGGAGGCUACUGAAGAGAUGGGCUUGGAAGAGACGCCGUGGACACGCCGGUGUUCUCAAAUACUGUCUCGAAAACGCUUCUUGCAUGACUAUAGCUGUUAAACCAAAGAAGCGCAAGCACGGUGGUUACUUAAUCACCACCAAACGCCACAAAAACUUCUGGCUUCUCGCUUAAUGAACACCAACCUGCAAGCUUUUCAUCCUUUAUUUUUUUUUUGUUUGUAUCAUCAAAAGCUUUCAAAUAAAUCCUUUAUUAAAAUAACA
Messenger RNA from Brassica napus (rape), 1244 nucleotides. RefSeq lists its product as uncharacterized. The record is from RefSeq and is a predicted model, not a curated record. The coding region runs from base 286 to 1155 and encodes 289 amino acids. NCBI's taxonomy places the organism in Eukaryota, Viridiplantae, Streptophyta, Magnoliopsida, Brassicales, Brassicaceae. The transcript is spliced from 3 exons.